AGUUGAGAAUGUUCAACAGACAGGAUGUAGGUCGACUGAAAAGAUAUCUAGGGGGAAUAUUCCGGAAAAAACCAGACGUGUUGAGACCUUUAUUGGGGCAGAUUGACAUGAGUGUCAAUCACCAGGGGGCGACAAGUCUUGGUUCGGUUACGAUCUCGCGAUAUCUUCAUUCGGACAAUACAAAACCUGUCAUAAUAACAUGGAGUGGCCUAACGGAUAUAAAGAUCCUAAGAAAACUGAGAAUAACAGGGAUAGAGAAGAUACUGGACAUAACUAACUAUAGUGUCGAAAAUAAUAAUAUAUUUAGUUUAUUACUAACAAAUGUAAAUAGUAAUAAACUUAUCUAUUCAGAGGAGAUAGGUUAUGUAAAUAAAAACGGCAGGAUAUUAAGCCUAAAAGAAAUGCAUGGGUUAAUAUGUAAAGAAGAACAUGAGAUUACAUAUUGUCAUGAUCCAGUGACAGAUGUAAUCUUGACGAAGUGCAUUUUCAAUUAUAUAAUAAAUAAAAUAUUAACGAGUGCGAGUGAAGAGUCAUUAGUUUAA
Molecule: messenger RNA, 542 nt
Organism: Sipha flava (yellow sugarcane aphid)
Lineage: Eukaryota; Metazoa; Arthropoda; Insecta; Hemiptera; Aphididae
Exons: 2
Coding region: 9-542 (177 amino acids)
Source: RefSeq, a predicted model, not a curated record